Haplochromis burtoni (Burton's mouthbrooder) is the source of this 3454-nucleotide messenger RNA. RefSeq names its product rap1 GTPase-activating protein 2 (gene rap1gapl). Gene Ontology annotation, molecular function: GTPase activator activity. The record is from RefSeq and is a predicted model, not a curated record. Bases 405 to 2099 code for a protein of 564 amino acids. NCBI's taxonomy places the organism in Eukaryota, Metazoa, Chordata, Actinopteri, Cichliformes, Cichlidae. Gene Ontology annotation, cellular component: cytoplasm. Gene Ontology annotation, biological process: regulation of small GTPase mediated signal transduction; activation of GTPase activity. The transcript is spliced from 19 exons.
AAUUGAUGAUUCUCACUGACUCAAAGGGUAGCAGGUCCGGGAGAAAAUGUCUCACUCAUUUCUUUAUUUAUUUACACGCCUAUCUUUAAGCUCAGCCGGUCUGUGAAACUACCACAAGCGUCACUCGGGAUCGAUAGCGCGAAGCAGCGUGGAGCACCUGACCGUGUCCAUCUUACAGUUAGCGGCGGCGGCUGCACCUGUGACCACGAGUGGGUUAAUGCUGCCUGUCUGGCUGACAGCAGGACAGAGGCAGGAAAGGGAAGCUUAAAUGAGUGAAUGGCAGGGGGCAGAGGAGGAGGAAGAGGAGUGACAGAAUGAUAAAGUGAAUUAAUUCAACCUUAGCCAGCCCUGAUUGACUCAGCACCAAACUGGCAUGUACAAACAUUCACAGUGACACCAAAGGCAUGGAGAGAGAAAAGAGGAAUGAUAUGUCCUACUCUAGAAAGAGAAGUUUCACUUUUGGGGCAUAUGGCAGUGUGGAUAGAUUCACAUGUGGGGAUGAGACGGGACCUGAAUUCGUGCAGGACAAAAGUCUGGACACUUUGGAUUCUCCUACCAGUGAGCGCAAGCCUUUCCGUUCUUCCAGCAGCAACCAGAAGGAAUCAGAGCUGUUUGAAAUCAUUGAGAAGCUGCAGGGCAGCAGGAUCGAUGAGCAACGAUGUGAAUUCCCCCUUCCUCUCAAGUCUCCACUUUCUACAACUGGGAGAGAGCUGCCGCUUAUCCUUCCUUCGAAACUGGGAGGCUAUUGGAUAGACCCCCCUCUGGACAGACUGGUAGAUGUGAGUCCCACCUCUUCCCAUUAUGCCGUUGACCCAGAGAGCUAUGACAUCAUGGAGAGAGACGGUGAGGCCAAAAUCUAUCACGAGUUCUUCCGCUCACGAUACCAUCACUCUUUCACAGCAGUGGAUCCAACUUUGGGCUCACUGGUUCUCUCUGUGUGUUUGGAGGAAGAGGAGAAUAAGCUCAGGGUGAUUCUAAGGAUGAAGGAGUGUUCUCUGCAUGGAGUCUUCUCUGUGUCUCUUUUCCCCACCCUGCCAUCUGCAGUUGAAUUAGCAAAGAUGCUUUGUGACCGAGUGACUGCCUCAAAGUUUGACGUGGUCUGCUACCUGAAGGCUCCAGAACUUAUAACCACAUUUGAUGAACACAGAGUUUCUCCUAAUUUCAAGUUUGGUGUUUUGUGCCAAAAGGACAGGCAGCUCACUGAGGAAGACAUACUGGGUAACAAUGAGGAAAGUGAGGAGUUUAAAGAGUUCCUGUCUAUUCUGGGAGAGACGGUUCAGCUGCAAGGAUUCACGGGCUUUAGAGGAGGACUGGAUGUGUGUCAUGGUCAGACAGGAAGUGAAGCAGUCUACACUUCCUUUCGUGGGAGAGAAAUCAUGUUUCAUGUCGCAACUAAACUGCCUUACACAGAGGGUGACCCACAGCAGCUACAAAGAAAAAGGCACAUCGGUAAUGACAUCGUAGCUUUGGUCUGCCAGGAGGGCCAAACCCCCUUUCUGUCUGAUGUUAUCAAGUCUCACUUCCUUCACUGUUUUAUUGUCGUCCGGAGGAUUCAGAGGCAAGAGGAAACAGGUGGAGCAGCAUAUCAAGUGUCUGUCACGGCAAGAGAAGAUGUUCCUCCCUUUGGUCCAGUGCUUCCAGAUCCCCCUGUCUUUACAGAUCAUUCAAAGUUCAGAGAGUUUCUGCUGGCUAAACUCAUUAACGCUGAGAUAUCCUGCUAUAAGGCUGAGCAGUUCAGCAGACUGGAGCUCCGCACUCGUUCGUCACUCCUGGAGAACUUGCAGGCUGAACUCUUCACCCGUUCCCAGUGCAUGAUGGGGGAUCAAUCACUGAUUGCUGUCCCCACUUCAGAGGGCCUGCGGGGGCCAUCUGAAGGAAGUGGGGGAUUUAUUGAAAACUUUAAGAGAGCCAUCAGAGUGCGGAGCCAUUCUUUUGAGAAUCUGGGGGUCCCCAGGAAGAAUGCUAGCAGCACAUCGCAGAAGGCUAAGACAGAGAAAGAUGGAGAUAGUGACAAAUCUUCAGGACCUCUGCCUGCUCCCACUGACAGUUUGGGGGCAGCUGAACUCAAAGAUCAAACAAGUCCUCAAGAGGAGAUAUAAAAGCAAAAACGUACUUGUAGAUUUUAGACAUGAAUAUAGACAUUGCUGGCCUGUAUGGUUAGACUUUAAAAUCCUGGUGGAUGACCUGUAUGUAAAUAGACUGUAAAAGUAAAUAGUUCUGAAUGCAUAAAAUAUAAUUAUAUGACUGUUAUAGGAGUGAUAUUCUAGAUUCAUGAGAAUCGUUAAAUUUAAAUGUUUUGACUUAAAACAGAUGACAAGAGUUUAAAUGAUAAGACAAUAUCAGGUUUAUGCCAGAGACUGAAUUUGCAGGAAGGCAACACGAUAUAAUGAAUUAAAUUAAAACUGAACAUAAAAUGUAGAAAAUAAAUGGUUUGUUUUAAAGACCAAUAAAAUGUAAUUUGAAAAAUCAGUUACUAUUGUCAGGUGUUGGCUGUGUGCAGGUCUGGAGGACCCACAGUGCAGACUCCGGAGACAAAACGUGAACUCAAAAACAGCUUUAUUGCUCAACAGCAAAACCAUACAAAACCUAAACUGGGAAAAAUCCUUGGUUAUUUUUGAUGUCUUAAAUAUACAAAUCAACCAACAUAAAGCACAAAUACAGCAUCUGGAUAGAACCAACCUUUUAAAUAUUGUAAAAAAUUGAUAAAUUGAUAAACUGAUAAAUUGACCGCUCACACCAAAUCGUCACUUGAGUGUGGUGGUUGUGGAUAAAAGCAACACAUGCACACAAAAAAAAAAACUGUUUCUAAACUGAUUUUAACAAAGUGUGGCAAGAACACUGGAAUAACAAUGAAAUGAAGCAACAAAAUAAAGGGACGUGCUGUUCUGUCCUGGAGUGAUGAUGCAGGUAAGGAGGCAGAAGGAGGUGAACUGUUACUGCAUAAUAUAUAAGAUUGUUUGAUUCGAAUAAGAUAUGCAAGAGUCCGUCAAAUAAAACUGCACUAAAUAGGUCAUCACUUAGUGUAUGCACGCGCUGUACUCAGCCAGAAAGAAGAAUAUGUGAUGAGAAGCAAGAUUAGCAGUACAGGAAGUAUUCAGAUCUCUUACAUAUGCAGAAAAUACUCAUUUUUAUGCAUAAGUUAAAAAAAUAAGUAUUUCAGCUAUAGUGCACUAUAUGGCAUAACUAUUACAUGCUUAUGCUUUAAUUCAGUGAUGUCAAACUCAUUUUAUAUUCUGGGCCACAUACAGCCCACUUUGAUCUUGAGUGAGCUGGACCUGUGAAAUUCCCCUUGCUGUCAGUGUAAAGAAGUUUAACUAUAUAUUCAAUCCAUUAUAAAUCAGCAUAUAAGUAAAAAGUGCGUUUUCAACACUAAACCUCACUUCUUCUAAAUAGUAAAGAAAUGCUGCUGCAGUAAAUGAACUGUCAUCGUGACUUUUCUGGCUUAAACUGCCAG